Pantherophis guttatus is the source of this 3712-nucleotide messenger RNA. The record is from RefSeq and is a predicted model, not a curated record. Lineage: Eukaryota; Metazoa; Chordata; Lepidosauria; Squamata; Colubridae.
CCUUUCCUCCGUCUCCUUUGCAUUGUUGCCGUUCAAAUCAAUGAACCGAGUUUUCCGGCUGGCCCAGAGCACCCACUAAAUCGGUUUGGAUGAUUCGCGAUCUGAGCAAGAUGUACCCUCAAAGCAGACACCCGGCACCGCAUCAGCCUGCUCAACCCUUCAAAUUCACCAUUUCUGAAUCCUGUGAUCGGAUUAAGGAGGAGUUUCAGUUUUUACAGGCUCAGUACCACAGUUUAAAGCUAGAAUGUGAAAAACUGGCCAGUGAAAAGACGGAGAUGCAGCGACAUUAUGUCAUGUAUUACGAAAUGUCGUAUGGGUUGAAUAUAGAGAUGCAUAAACAGGCGGAAAUUGUCAAGAGGCUGAAUGCCAUAUGUGCCCAGGUCAUUCCGUUCUUAUCCCAGGAGCACCAGCAACAAGUGGUGCAGGCUGUGGAACGUGCCAAGCAAGUGACCAUGGCAGAACUGAACGCAAUCAUUGGGCAGCAGCAACUCCAGGCCCAACAUUUAUCACAUGGACAUGGCCUUCCAGUGCCUCUCACUCCACAUCCUUCCGGAUUGCAGCCACCCACCAUUCCACCCAUUGGCAGCAGUGCGGGCCUCCUAGCCUUGUCAAGUGCCCUUGGGGGGCAGUCUCACCUACCAAUCAAAGAUGAAAAGAAGCAUCAUGAUAGUGAUCACCAAAGAGACAGAGACUCCAUAAAGAGCUCAUCUGUAUCUCCAUCAGCAAGUUUUAGAGCCUCCGAGAAGCACAGAAACUCAACAGAUUACUCUUCUGAAAGUAAAAAACAGAAGACAGAAGAAAAAGAGAUAGCAACUCGUUAUGAUAGUGAUGGUGAAAAAAGUGAUGAUAACUUGGUGGUUGAUGUAUCCAAUGAGGAUCCGUCAUCUCCACGAGGAAGCCCAGCACAUUCUCCAAGGGAGAACGGCUUGGACAAGGCUCGCCUACUCAAGAAAGAUGCACCAAUUAGCCCAGCCUCAAUAGCAUCUUCAAGCAGCACUCCUUCUUCCAAAUCCAAAGAACUUAGCCUUAAUGAGAAAUCCACCACCCCUGUGUCUAAAUCAAAUACCCCAACUCCACGUACUGAUGCUCCAACACCCGGAAGCAAUUCUACACCUGGAUUAAGGCCUGUUCCUGGAAAGCCACCAGGAGUUGAUCCAUUAGCUUCAGGAUUAAGAACACCCAUGGCAGUCCCGUGCCCUUAUCCUGCCCCGUUUGGAAUAGUACCCCAUGCUGGAAUGAAUGGUGAACUGACCAGUCCUGGAGCCGCAUAUGCGGGUUUGCAUAACAUCUCUCCUCAGAUGAGUGCAGCAGCCGCAGCUGCCGCUGCUGCAGCCGCCUAUGGAAGAUCUCCAGUGGUUGGUUUUGAUCCACAUCAUCAUAUGCGAGUCCCAGGCAUUCCUCCGAAUCUGACAGGCAUCCCAGGAGGAAAACCAGCGUACUCAUUUCAUGUAAGCGCUGAUGGUCAGAUGCAACCUGUACCUUUCCCUCCUGAUGCCCUCAUUGGGCCAGGAAUUCCACGUCAUGCUCGGCAGAUUAACACUCUAAACCACGGGGAAGUGGUAUGUGCAGUUACUAUUAGCAAUCCAACAAGGCACGUGUAUACUGGUGGAAAAGGAUGUGUCAAGGUCUGGGAUAUCAGUCAUCCAGGAAACAAAAGUCCUGUCUCUCAGCUGGAUUGUUUGAACAGGGAUAACUACAUCCGCUCCUGCAGAUUACUCCCCGAUGGCCGCACCCUGAUAGUUGGUGGGGAAGCCAGCACAUUAUCCAUUUGGGACCUGGCAGCGCCCACUCCACGUAUAAAAGCAGAGUUGACAUCUUCGGCUCCUGCCUGCUAUGCUCUAGCAAUCAGCCCCGAUUCCAAGGUGUGCUUUUCCUGCUGUAGCGAUGGGAACAUUGCAGUAUGGGACCUACACAAUCAGACCCUGGUCAGGCAAUUCCAGGGCCACACAGAUGGAGCCAGCUGCAUUGACAUUUCUAAUGAUGGCACUAAGCUCUGGACGGGAGGCUUGGACAAUACUGUGAGAUCCUGGGACCUGAGGGAAGGGAGACAACUGCAGCAGCACGACUUCACAUCCCAGAUCUUCUCGCUGGGCUAUUGCCCUACUGGAGAAUGGUUGGCAGUAGGGAUGGAGAACAGCAAUGUUGAAGUGUUGCAUGUCACAAAACCAGACAAGUAUCAGCUCCAUCUUCACGAGAGUUGUGUGUUAUCCCUUAAAUUUGCCCAUUGUGGCAAGUGGUUUGUAAGCACUGGAAAGGAUAAUCUUCUGAAUGCAUGGAGAACACCCUAUGGAGCCAGUAUAUUUCAGUCCAAAGAGUCAUCUUCUGUACUUAGCUGUGAUAUCUCUGUGGAUGACAAAUACAUUGUCACUGGCUCUGGGGACAAGAAGGCUACAGUCUAUGAAGUUAUUUAUUAGAGACAAAUCUGAAUGAAAACCGUACUCCUUCUAGUAGCACUUUGCUGUAUAUUACUUUUAUUUUUCUCGUUUCCCGAUCUGAGGGAUGAAAAUGUUCAACACGGUUGUGGAAUUUUCCCACUAGACUUGCUAUUUAAUAGCAAGCACUCAUUAAGAACAUAUAAAACCAAAUCUUCAGCUAUCUACUUGGAAGAAGAUGGAAUAAGCAUACUUAACAGGGAACUGACUCUUUUAAUUAUGUAAUAUAGCUGUAAUGUAUUUAUUUUGUUAAAGAAAUCUUUCUAACAAGGAACUGACUAAACAAAGUAGUCAGCGUCUGCCUUGGAUUUGAAGAGAGAAGUACAAUAAUGUGUCUCAAAGAUCAUCUUCAUUCUUUCUGGAUGUUUUUGCUACAUUUCUUUGAAAAGAAAGAUACACGCCUUUGGGCAAUUUUGCAGUUCUAAAGAUUACAGAAAAAAAUAUUUGAUACAUUCAUUGGAGAUGGCACUGAGAAGGGAAUGGAUUCCGACACAAAUACAAACUAUAAAAGUGAGGACCUCAGAGUUAGAAUUUAGAAGAGCACUCAUUCUGAAGUGCAGAACAAAAUGGAUUUUUCACUCGGAGAAGGACUUGCUUUAUUUACCGCCAGUUCUAUCCAAGUCUUAGUUGAAAGUCUCUGAAAUGGACGCAGGCUGAGCCAUUGUGCCAGAAACCAUGUGUUAUCUUUUUAUGUUGUUGUUGUUGCUGUUAAACUAUGAUCUGUGACAUAUUCCUUUUGAAUGCUUUUAAAAAAAAAAAACCCCUUUUAAGUCUGUGGAUCUGCUGAUGUACAGUGCCUUUGCUGCUAUGGAUCAAAAUCAAAAGAACUGUGUAGAUAAACCUUUAUUGUGUAAGUAGAAAAUUACUUAAUUUCAUACUAGAAAUGGGUUAAUGCUGCAAGUUAAAAUGGACUGUUCAUUGAAGUUCCAAAUGUGGUAGCAAAUAAUAAUAUUAAUAAUAAUAAUAAUGUGUUAAGUGCUCAGUGUUUGAUGUCAUUAACAGUUUCGUAAUACUCUACAGUGUAGAAAGAUUUUGAUACUAAACUGUGUCAUUGUACAUAGUUCUAAUACAUUGUAUUGACCACAAGUACUUCUAUAAUGGUAGGUUAUUGUUUGUGCAUUCAAACUUUUAAGCAUUAAACAUAAGUAACUUGUAAGAAAAGAUUUUUUUCUAGUUUUUCCUUCUUUUGUGUGAUACAGUAUGAAACCAGCAAACAGAUGUUAUUGCUUUUUCAACUUACUCUAAGAACAUAUGAUGUAUAUUAAAAGGUAUUUCCCAUU